AUGGACAAUAGUUCCAAGCCCAAUCUGGAUGAUGAAAAUCCGGAUGCCAUGACUGACAGCCACCAACGUGAUCCCAUCGAUGGCAUCUUUGGUAUUCCCAAUCUUUUCAACAGCGGAAACUUCGCUCAAGCUAGCAUAAUUUCCAAUAAUGCCGAAGAUACCAUCACUAGUCCAAUUCCUGCCUAUACAAGCAUCUUCUCUGACAUCCCUAACAGCACCAACAUCAGCCCAAUCUCUGCUCAGACAAGCAUCUUCUCAAAUGUUUCAAACAGCAAUCUGACCAGCCCUAUCUCUGUCCAAGCCAACGUCUUCUCGAACGCACCCAAUAGCACCAAUACAAGUCCAAAGUCCAUCCAACCCAUCACUCCAACUCCCGAAGUUGACCUGAACGCUCAUGAUACCGACCCUGACCCGGAUCUCGAUGAGAACAGCGGUAAUGGCAGCUCACGCUCGAUUAGUUCAUCGCCAGAAGCGCCUGAUUUCAAUGCUCUAGCUGUCUCUGCUCCAGAAACUCUCUCACUCUUCUCCAAUUACCGCUCUCCUCUAUCCUCAAAAUGGGGCAUGCCAAAAUCUCUUUACGAAUUUAAUAUCAUGUACAGCAGCACUAAACGUAACGCUGCUAUCAAAGGGCAAGCGCAACGAAUUGGAGCGGUGGGAGCUGAUAAAGAUGAUAGUGGAACUUAUGAUCCCAGCUUAGAGCGUAAGAGGAACACUAGAAGUACCAAAGCCAAGAAGGCUAAAGAGAAUGGUGGAGGAGAGGGAGCCUCAAAGACAAGCGUAGGUACGAGGAGUGGAAGGAAAACCAAGCAGCAAGGAUCUUUCCAAUGGAUUAUUACAAUUCGCUUGAAGAGUGAAGAGGGAUUGAAAUAUUUAAGGAAAAUCACACCCGGUCCGGAAGGUGAUGAGAGUAUACUUUCCCGGAUUCAUGAAGUGGAUGAUGAGGAUUCGGGAGAUGAUGAUGAUAUUAAGUAUCCCACUCAUUCUACUAGGAGGAAGAAGAUCAAGACUUCACAUAACCGGCGAUCCGAUGGUCUAACUCUCGAAGACUUAACUAUCGGCCACCCCCAACGUCGCGGCUGCAAAUCCUGUUUCGAAGCCGGCGAUGACGAAUGUUCCUUGAUUGAAUUUCGUCACGAAUGGCCCUGUGAAGCGUGUGAAGCCGCAGGCAAUGAUUGCGAACUCAUCAUCCCACCCGAACUAAAACUCUCAUGUACACGCUGCAAAGAAAAGCUACGAAGAAGAUGUUCCUAUGCGGACGACGCUGGAAAAGGAGUCGAAGCCUGUAAGGCAUGCGAGGAGGCCAAUGUCAAAUGUAUUGCGGGUCCCAAAGCUGAUUCUGGUACUUCGAUGAGAAUGACGGAAGUGCUUGCGAAUGUUGGUGUGAAGAAACGAGGGAGCUUGAAAGGAGAGGGCGUCAAGAAAGUUCUUCCAGCGACGGCUACUGACGUGCCGAAAACGCAAGCUAUGGCUAGGAAAUAUGUUGCGUGUAAUCGGUGCAGAGAGCAGUUUAAAGGGAAAUGUUCGAUCAAGCGCGGCGAAGAAGGUCCUUGCAAUCGCUGCGUCAAAGCAAAUGAACCAUGCACCUUCACAUUUCUUCCAACAAUUCCCCCAAUUACUUCCAACGCUCCAGCGGAAAGCACAGGUAAAGAUAAAGGCAAAGAAAAAGGAAAAGGAAAAGAUAUCUCUCCAGCUUUCGCGUCCGCCGAAGACCUAACCCAAACCAUCAUUCUCGAAUCCACCAAACUCAACGACUGCGUCUGGCGCACCACCCACCCUCAAGCCCGCCGCACCAAAGCCCAACAAAAAGCCUUCGAGCGAGCCCAGCAUUCCCACUCACCCUCCGUGGGAUUCCUACCCGCUAAACCCAUCACUCAUCCCAAUUCCCAAAAACACAUAUCCCAAACCCACACUGCAUCUCAAAAACCCCAUACCCCCAUGCACCUCGGCCUCCCCCAAAAUUUUACCCUAUCCCACAACGGUAUCCGAACCAUCACCAUCACCACCGCAUUUUCCCACCCCAUCAUCUUCAACUACAUUCGAGACCCUAUGUAUCUUUAUCCUCCCUGUACCUUCCACACGAAUCCUUUCUUCGGGCUCUUUGGAUUCGGGCCCCGUCUCGUGACUGUGGUUCCCUGGCCCUCCAUCACAGGCGCCGGAUACGAGGAACUCGAGAAUGGACAUGGAGAUAGUGAGGCGGGCGAAGACAAAACGAGAAUGUGCGUCAAGUGUACAUAUGACCGGGUCAAGAUAUUAGGGUGUCCCGAACAUAUUUUGUGGCCGCUUGGAGGAGUCGAUCAAAGGAUGUGGGAUGACCAGAUUGUGCAGGAUAGCGUGAGAGCUUGUGAGCAGGGUUUGGAACGAGGGAGAUGGGGGAGAGGUAAGGGUGGAGAGCCUGAGAGGGGUAGUAGAGCGGAACUCGUUUGGAGGGCCAAAUGGUGUGCUGUUUGUCCCAGUCCUGCAGCUUGGAUCUGUGAUUAUAGCGAGAUGAGCGCGGAUUCUUCUCAGGGGAUGGAUAAUGGUAGACGGGCUGCAUCAAACACAUCUCAGAGAAGCGAUAGGGGUAAAAAGGGCUGCGGUUUACUCCUCUGCGAUACCUGUCAUGAUCUCCAUACCAAAAUCCAAAAGGGAGGGAAGAAGGGGGGAAUGGCGGUGUUGGGUAGAGUCAUACACUUAGCGGGGGAUGCGAGCAGGAAGGAGUAUUAUCCGGAUGGGGUGAGGGCUGAUGCGGGGUUUUUGAGGGAAGAUGGGGAGUUGUUUGUGAGGACGAAAAUGGGGGGGUGUGGAGCUAGUAAAGGGGGGGAAGAGGGUUCGAGUGGGAGUAUGCUUGGGGGAGGGGAUGGGAGAGGGAGAGGAGCAGGGGGUUUGGAUGGAGUGGUUUCGAGUGAGAUGGGGAGGGCUGGCUUGAAUAGUUUGGGUAAGGGUGUCGGUAUCGAUAGAUUUGCUAUUUCUGGUCCUACGACACGGGGAGAUAAUAUAUCAGGGGAUAAAUCGAAAGGGAAAGGUAUCGACCAAAUUCGACCCCGACACCUUCUCGAUUCGAUGGUGCUGGGUAAUGAGGUAGCGAGUGGCACGAAACGGAAGGGUAAGGGUGAUGGUAUCAACAGAUUCCGGAAGUUCACUGAUGAAGAUGAAGAUAGUGAGUAUGAAGUAGCCAUCCAGGGGACGACUAAGGACGCCAUGGUAACAGCUGCAGCAGUCCGCGAAACACCACGAGGAAACGAAGUAUUUCCCAGUACCCUUACCGGUGACGGGAAUAAUAGCGGACGAUGGAAGGGAAAAAGUGUCGAUAGGAAGACGAAGACGAAUAUUAACUCGAAUGUGAAUGGGGAAAUGGGAUUGGGAUUGUGUAAUGUGAUGAGGAGUAUUGAGAGGGAUAUCAUUGAGUUGAGCGAUUGA
Molecule: messenger RNA, 3396 nt
Organism: Sclerotinia borealis F-4128
Lineage: Eukaryota; Fungi; Ascomycota; Leotiomycetes; Helotiales; Sclerotiniaceae
Source: the annotation of a GenBank genome assembly